Messenger RNA from Hemisphaericaspora subhashii, 609 nucleotides. RefSeq names its product putative tyrosine protein phosphatase (gene OCA1). Gene Ontology annotation, biological process: protein dephosphorylation. Gene Ontology annotation, molecular function: phosphatase activity. The coding region runs from base 1 to 609 and encodes 202 amino acids. Lineage: Eukaryota; Fungi; Ascomycota; Pichiomycetes; Serinales; Debaryomycetaceae. The transcript has a single exon. The record is from RefSeq and is a predicted model, not a curated record.
AUGGAACUUGGAUCAACCUCAACCAUAAACUCCAAUCUUGGACAAUCACAAGUCGAAGGGCCAACGAUUUCUAAAAUCACUCAACCACCUGCCCUUCGUAUUAUCCCGCCCCUUAAUUUUUGUCCAGUUGAAAGACAAUUAUAUCGAUCAGGUCAACCGUCGAUAAUAAACGAAUCCUUCUUGAACCAAUUGAACCUCCGCACUAUCAUUUGGUUAGCAAGUGAAGAACCUACUGAUGAAUUUCUUGAAUAUUGUCUUUCAAAGCAUAUAAAUAUUGAAUUUGUAAGUAUGGUAGAUGAUGAUAAGCAUUUAAACCCAUGGGACUCAUUAAAUGAACCUACAAUCAAGCGAGCAUUAGAGUUGAUUGUUAACAAAGAGAAUUUACCAAUUUUGGUAUGUUGCGGAAUGGGGAGACAUAGAACGGGAACGGUCAUUGGAUGUCUUCGAAGAUUGCAAGGAUGGAAUUUGGCAAGUGUUUCUGAAGAAUAUAGAAGAUUUACUGGAGCUAGAGGUGGUAGAAUCUUGGUGGAGUUGUUAAUUGAGGGAUUUGAUAUUUCGUCAGUCGAAAUUGAUAUGGAAAAAGCACCUGAAUGGUUAAAGAGUGAAUAG